This is a messenger RNA of Ornithodoros turicata, 1859 nucleotides long. Its product is annotated as venom protease-like. Lineage: Eukaryota; Metazoa; Arthropoda; Arachnida; Ixodida; Argasidae. The transcript is spliced from 6 exons. The record is from RefSeq and is a predicted model, not a curated record. The coding region runs from base 1 to 1077 and encodes 358 amino acids. Gene Ontology annotation, molecular function: serine-type endopeptidase activity. Gene Ontology annotation, biological process: proteolysis.
AUGCGAGUUAUCAAGGGCUUCUGCUACGUCACUGGAGCAAAACGUCCUGGAAACCGAAAGGCCGGAGUUGCCAUCUACGCUAAGGGUGGCAUCAUAGUUACACAUCGAGAGAUUCGCAGCGACGUUCACGAAUACGGUGAGUGCUGUGCCGUACGCCUUCCCACAGAUCUCAACGUAGUUACUGUGUACCUCCAGCCAGGGAUUACACACAGGCAAGCGGCAGCCGCUGUAAACCACAUGAUGGACUUCGCUAUGCUUACUCAGGAGUGGGUCGUCAUGACGGGUGCGUCUGCGGAAAGCAGCGCAUUCGUGGAGGUCGAAUCGUCGGUGGCCAGGACGCCUACGACGGAGAGUUUCCUUGGAUCGAUUAGUGGACAGCACGAGUGUGGUGGAACGAUCUUAAACAGGCGAUGGAUACUAACAGCUGCACAUUGUCUCCAGAGGGCGACGUUGCGGAGCCUGCGUGUGCGCGUCGGAGAGUAUCACUUACUGCGAUCGGAGUCUGGCCAUCGGUCCGUCGACUUGGCUCCAGAGAAGUUUGUGCUGCACCCAGAGUUUGGCUUCCCCAAGAGGCUCAACAACGACAUUGGACUCCUGAAGGUGGCUGCUGACAUACCACUAAGCGAAUAUGCCGUGCCCGCUUGCCUUCCGGGAGCGAGUAGUCGCGAACUGUAUCUGGGAGGCAAGAACGGCACCGUAGCAGGAUGGGGUUACGUCCGGGAACUGCGGCUUGACAAUUUUGGAGGCGACAGUCUUAAUAAAUACACCACAGACGUGCUGCAGAAGGUGGAACUCCCACUGCUCGACAAUCAACAGUGUAACGCACUCUAUACUGAAGCAGACAAGUCGAUUCGCGUGCAAGGAGCACAGAUGUGCGCCGGGCUUCGGGAUGGCAUGAAGGACGCUUGCACGGGUGAUUCCGGAGGGCCACUCAUGAUGAAGGAAGGCUACCGUUACACCGUGAUCGGUGUCGUGUCCGGCGGUAUCGGUUGUGGACGCCCAUUGCUUCCUGGUCUAUACACCAGAGUUGCAUCGUAUAUUCCGUGGAUUAUGCGACAUGUCUCCAAGAGGUGCUAAACCCGCUACGCUACAUGUGCCUACAUGGAGCGAACCGGGGCAAUGGAGGGAUUCAACCAAACGUGAACAGCUGACUGAGUUGGAAGGCACUGACUUCUUCUCUUUUUUUCGCGUCACUUCUUUUCCUACUGCACUUUUCCAAGCUUCGAAGUGGAAGUUCUUGGAAGUCCCAUCAGCUCUGAAGUUCACGUGUUCCAGGAAAAUAACGACUGCGAUUAGAAUGAAUCUAUUCGUUUGGUGAUCUGCUCGGCCGCUCCGACUCCAUGCUCUGCUCUCGCUGUGCCGUUUUGGCAGAUAUCAAGUAUAUGCUACUCGACUGCCAUACAGUUCCCGAAGUUCAGCUACAGUACUACAGUACAGUACUACAUACUACAGUUCCCGAAGAGCAGCGCUUCAGUGUCGUCCGCAAUGUAUCGCUGCCGCACCAUUCACAUUAGCAACCAUCAUCGGCCUUUGGACUAACAUGAUCGAACAUCGUCAUGCUCUGCAGUAUUUCGUGAUCUUUUCCCGUGAAACCGGUUUCCUCUCUAUCCUAUGAUGUGCCUGUGUACUGUGUAUUUAAGUUAUGUGCAAGUCUAGCUCAAACUGCAGCAUUGCCCGUAAUCGUUUGCGUUACGAUGCCUGGUCAAAAAGGAUGCAGUGUGGGUACUGGCUGUGUGGGCGGCACCAUUGCAGCAACGAAUUAUUAGUUAUUUAAAUCACAAUUAGAAUCGGUGAUUUAAAUAGGAAUGAUUUAAAAUCACGCCACCUGUCACCGACAUUACUUUUCCCAACUUUUGUCC